Messenger RNA from Toxorhynchites rutilus septentrionalis, 3511 nucleotides. Its product is annotated as gastrula zinc finger protein XlCGF28.1-like. The transcript has 13 exons. Gene Ontology annotation, biological process: negative regulation of transcription by RNA polymerase II; regulation of cytokine production; regulation of immune system process. Gene Ontology annotation, molecular function: RNA polymerase II cis-regulatory region sequence-specific DNA binding; DNA-binding transcription factor activity. NCBI's taxonomy places the organism in Eukaryota, Metazoa, Arthropoda, Insecta, Diptera, Culicidae. Bases 308 to 1669 code for a protein of 453 amino acids. The record is from RefSeq and is a predicted model, not a curated record.
UCAAGCCAGCGCAUUUGGCAUUUGUGAUUCUCGAAAUAUCAAGGAACUGUUCAUGGCUUGUAGUGUUUACUCCUGGAAUAUAGUUUAAACUCUUCUAUGUUAUAAUUCGAGCAUUUUGUGCCUUUGACAGUUAACGAAUAAAAGGAAAAUUGGAGUGAGAUGGCGGUUGUUAGCAACAAUUUCUAUCAUAUUCCAUUCCAACAGAGACCAUUGCAGUUUUUGCUCUGGUAUAUGUAAUAAGGAUUUGAGUCGCGUGCUGAUCCCCACUAACAUUCAAAAACAGAAGCAGAAAACUAUCCUGGAGAACAUGGGCAGUUUCACUUCCCAGCUAACCAGUUAUCCUACGUGCGAUAAAUGUCGCAAAAAAUUCAUAUGCAUCCACAACUUUCCCGAGAGUUGCUUUCAAAUUUUGUCCAGUAUCGAACUGGCUGACAUCAAGAUGGAACCAGAGUUGCUGAUUGAUGAUCACGAGCUGUUGGAUAGUAAUAAUAUUUAUGAGAAAGACCCAAUAAUUGAACCAAUUGAACAGGAAGCCGAAAAGCAAAACAAAGGAGAAAACGAAGAGGUGUUCUUAACCGACGAAAUGGACGAAGAAUACGACAAUAUCCCACUCAGUCGUUUGAAAGACCACAUACGGUUACAAAAGAAAGAAAAACCGUUCAAAUGUGAAAAGUGCGACAACAAAUUUCGAUCAAAACACGCUCUUCAACUGCACGAUCGAAGUCAUACGGGUGAACGUUCUUAUUCUUGUCCACAUUGUCCAAAAACGUACAUGUAUUCUUCAAAGCUAAAAAUUCACAUGCGAGUCCACACGGAUGAACGUCCCCAUUCUUGUCCACAUUGUCCGAAAUGGUUUAAGAAUAAUUCAACGCUUCUAGACCACAUUCGAACUCAUACGGGUGAACCUCAAUUUUCUUGCCCAAAUUGUCCGAAGAAGUUUAAACGACAUAAAUGGCUCAAACUGCACAUUUGUACUCGUACCGAUGAGCAUUCCUACUCUUGUCCACAUUGUCCGAAAACAUUUAAGAAGUCUUCAACACUCAAUGAACACAUACGAAUUCAUACGGGCGAACGCCCCUAUUCUUGUUCACUUUGUUCGAAAACGUUUCGGGUUCCUUUCACGCUCAAUGAACACUUUCGAACUCAUACGGAUGAGCAUCCCUACUCUUGUCCACAUUGUCCGAAAACUUAUAAGAGUUCUUUAGGACUACGAGAGCACAUUCGAACUCAUACGGGUGAAUGUCCUUAUUCUUGUCCACAUUGCGCGAAUGCGUUUAAGACUAGACAACAGCUCAAACAUCACAUUCAAAUUCAUACUGGUGAAUGUCCCUAUUGUCCACAUUGCUCGAAACCGUUUAAGAGUCAUUCAGUGCUAAAAAAGCACAUCAUUCAAGUUCACAUUGGCGAACGUCGUUAUUCUUGUACUCAAUGUCCAAAGGCGUUCAAGAGUCCAUAUUCAUGUAAACUUCACAUUCGAACACACACGGAUGAACGCUCCUAUACUUGUACACACUGUUCAAAAGCGUAUAAGAAUCGUAGAGAUCUAAUACUGCACCUUCGUAGAAGCCAUGCGUCUGCGAGUAUCAUACACAACCAGCUCGAUAAAGAUACAGGGGGCUCGAGGCAAAAAUCACCUGCGACCAUCAAGGAUGAUAUAGCGGAAUGCUAAAGAGAAUUUCUUUAUCACUAGAAGCAGUUGACAAACAAACCCUAAGCUAAGAUGAAACUUCUCAUAAAUAUACAAACAAAAAAAACAGGAAGUGGGUUAUAUCUAUGGUAUAACCGCAAGGGUGACGUAGGACUAUCGUUGAUUUAGAGAUCAUUUGUUGAAUCUGAGUUCAUUCUGAAUGAAUGAAUAUUUGAGGGACUUCGAAAACGAGAGCGUUACGUUGGAGGCACAAGGUUUUAUGCAUCCAAUAUUGGAUACGGAAAUAUCCUACUGAUGGGGAAGAAUAAUCUUCAGAAGCUAUCCUGUUAAUUGCGAUUGAUUGAAAAAUCACAAAACCAAAUGUAUUUGGUCACAGUGUUACAUGGAUAGAAAACAUUAAAAUAAACUCUUUCACAUGAAUGUUAUUUUAAAUUCCCAGAGGAACUGGCAGAUUAUUUUCAGUAACGAUUAGAUAUUUCCACAUUUUCCUCGAUACUGGAAGCCCACCAGUGGUUAAUGCUAACUCGAUAACCAUCCGUUAAUAGCACUUGAUUGAAACAUAUUUGGUCACAGUGUUACAUGGAUAGAAAACAUCCAAAUAAACUCUUUCACAUGAAUGUAUUUUUAAAUUCCCAGAGGAACUGGCAGAUUAUUUUCCGGAUCUUUCUCGAUGCUGAAUGGCAUCCAAACGGAAAGAAUUCCGCGCGUGUAUGUAUGUGUGUGUGUAGCGGCUGCUUCGAGAUCUUCCCGGGGAACCGUUUGUGGCAUCACUCUCCUACUGAUGGAUUCCCUUCUGGCCUAAGCUGCACAAACAGGCUCUUGGUGACACCGUUCAUCCGCGCUUUCAUGAUACGAAGAGCUUCACCACAACAGUGACAACAUGCUCCAAUCGCUGUUCAAUUAGAACUGAGUGGAUUUCCGAGCGGCGCUCGCUUAUAUAUCGAUUGGUGAUUUCAAGAGCCUGUUUUGAAAACAAUUUUAAGACUAUUGAAACAAGUUUUUGGAUCAGAAAGUAACAAGUAUAGAACGCGUAGACAUUUUAUCUUUCGAAUGAAGUGUUUAUCAUACCAUUUCGUUCAGUUGUUUAGGAGCUAUUAACGCUCAAAAUCUCGGUCUCCGGCGUAACGCUUUCGUUUUCGAAACUUUGAUUUUACACCCCGGUAUAGAAAUGAAAGACGUAGUCCUACGUCAAAAAAAAUGACCAGAACACAGGUGUUUCAUUGAAGGAACCAUUGGAGUUCUCAAGCCAGAAAUUGCUGUUCUAAAAAAACGAAAUUGCCAUUUUCAUAAUUCAGGAAACUUUUCUUUUUUACAGACUUAUCUCACUUCUUAACUAGGCGAACCUAGCCAGAAUAUUCACCUACCCCCGGGCUUCUGAAUGCCAAAGGGAGGCAAGGCUCGGUGGAAUGCACGUAUCUGCAUGUUCGUGCUCUUUAGUUCUGACCGAGGAAUUGUUGGACAAUCGCGCAGGUGCUAUGGAUGACCGACUUUUGGAUGCCGACAAUUCCAGUUACAGAGAGAACGACUUGAACAAUUCUUGGGACCUUCCUUAGCCCCCACAAUUCCUUGAGUUCCACGGCCAAUGAGCGGUACGAAUUUUGCGACCGUGGGUCUCCUCCAGAUUCUGGUUCAGUGGAAUAGCGACAUCGAUGAUGGUGACUUUAGGCUUGAAACGUUCAUUUUUUAGGACAGGUGGAGGCAGGUACCGAUAGUUGGGUACGUUGGCCAAAACGGGACAGCCUCACAUAACUUGCCCUAUGUUUUCACUUGGUUGGUGGCACAUUCGGCAAAUGUCAUCAACUUCUUGAUGCCAAACGUACCACCUGCAGUUUCUCGUCGGCAUUAACCUGUCCUCUCUUCAAU